AUGGAUUUUAUUCCACUCUGCUUCAGUUUUAGCUGUCCUGUAAAGUUAAAGCCAGAUGGACAACAACCUACACAGCCUCUGCUAUGCCCACACUGCAACAACGGUGCACUCGUUCCAUUCAAGUCAAGGAGAUGGUUUGAAUUCUGCUUCCUACCGAUAAUCCCAUUUGGAUCAGAUCAUAUUUGGUUCUGUAACAUCUGCAGUUGGCAAGCAGACAGGAAUUCUUUCACUCCAAUACCGGCGCCAAUGCCCUUUCAUCCACCAUACCAGCCCCAGUAUCGGCCACCGUACUAG
Molecule: messenger RNA, 294 nt
Organism: Wallemia ichthyophaga EXF-994
Lineage: Eukaryota; Fungi; Basidiomycota; Wallemiomycetes; Wallemiales; Wallemiaceae
Exons: 4
Coding region: 1-294 (97 amino acids)
Source: RefSeq, a predicted model, not a curated record